UUUGUUGAAUGUCUCAGUGAUGAUGCACGAUUUUCUCGAGCACAAAGAAAUAAGUGUGCUCAAUCUCCGAUUUAGGUUAAUUUUUCCGGGUGUACAGUUUGAGGAAAACCCCUUCAAAGGAGUUUCGCAAAAGUGCUGUUUUGAAUCGGCAAGUUAAGUGGGUGGGGAUGGGGAGAUAACGAAAACUACGGAAAUUUUGGAACACUUGAAAUUCAUUCUUCCCUUUGAAUUUGAAACUUUAAAGAUACCUGAGCGACUGUAUGGUUUAAUUCUCUGUAACCGAGCCCAAACCAAAAUAUGCGAAAGCACAAAGUUGCGAGUCAGUUAAAUUAUUUUUGGUGGUUAAAGUAUCUGUGAACAGUUGCUUCCUGACGAUUUCGAAAUGGAGAAGCUUAACUACUAUGUUUUGUGUUUUCUGCUGCUGACAAGUUAUUCCGCGUCCGAUGUGCAGAAAGAUGGGAAAGCGGAAACAGCGGCGGAGGCGGAGGCGCGACUCAAUCGGCUGAGCGAGGAAGUUCGGGCCGUCCUGGAGCACUACAAGGACCCGGAUCCCGUGGGACUCCCCAAUGACCCCGUCCCGGACCCGAUGCCGAUCCCGGACAUAAAACACUCCUUCUCUCUCCACACCAUGACCCUCCGCAACAUCACCGUCCACGGCCUCUCCAAGUUCCGCAUCGACAACGCCUUCUCCGAUCUCGUCGACAUGCAGGUAUCGAUGGGCGUGAAAAUGGACAACCUCAUGGUUUUCGGGAACCACACGAUAUCGACAUGGCUAUCAUCCUCCUCGGGUGGUUUCAACGUCACGCUAGUCGGGAUCUACAUCGAGGCGAUUGCCAUGUUGGAGGUUGCCCGGGGUGGGUACUUGGAGGCGACCGACAUCAAGAUGGACAUCGUCUUCCAGGACAUCGAGAUGGACUUCCAGAACCUCGGGCUCAUGGGCUCAUUCUUCCAGGGCAUGAUCAACACGGUUGGCACGUUCAUCUUCGACAGCAUCAAACCUUACAUCCUCUCGCAGAUUAACCUCCAGGCGGGCAUCAACAAGAACCUCCGCGACAUCCCUCAGACGUUCCCGAACUCGAUACCGCCCCUGGACCUGGCCGUGGCCGAGGGUCGCAAAUACGUGCGCGGGAAAGGCUUCGACCCUUACAAGAUCGCCGACUACCACUACUCCUCGCACCUCCUCACCCUGGACAUCACUCACACCUGGCUCUACGGCCUGGCGUCCUUCUACCGGGUCGGCAACAUCACCGCCCAGAUGGAGAAGAACGCCCUCGACAUCGUCGUCCACGUCGGGACACAGAAGCUCGAGGGCACGUGCCAAUGGGAGGCCUCGACUUUGAUGAGCUUCUUGUCCAAGAACGGGAUGACGAGCUUCUCCAUCGACUAUUUUCACGUCUACGCGAGGAUCAACCAGACUUUGGACACGAGGAAUCAUCCCAUGUUAACGGACUUACAGCUCAAACUGGGGAACAUCCAGCUGCGAAUGGAGGGAACGGGAACGCUGGACUACGUUCUGGAGUUGCUGGUGAACGUGCUGCCCAACGUUUUGCGGUAUCAGAUCAUGGACGCCGUGGAGAUCCCGUUGAAGAGGCGGAUUCAGGAGAUCCUCAAUUCCAUUGACGUUUCCAAGUUGAUCGAGGAGAAUAUGAAUAAUCUGGUGGCGUCCAAGAAGAACAGGACGGAUGUCCAGUCCGUCACCUCGAAGCCUUUCGACGAGGAGGGUCUGGUCAUACACGGCAAAGCUUUGAACGAGGACAUGAACCAGAAUGUGAGCAUUAUUGCUAGGUGAUGCAGGCAUCGGUAAAUUAUGACCGUAUCUACAAUCUUGAUAACGACCACUGGUAAAAAUGUGUGAAUUUUAAAAAGUAAACUUUUGAUAAGACUAAGUUCAAGUUGUGGUUAGACUCACGAGUCGUUCAGACAGAGGCACUGGCGGAUCCAGCAUAUUAGCAACAUUGUCUUUUCUCCGUUUAAAUCCAAGGAAAUAUAUCGAUUCUUGAGGGAGCCAAGGACUACGACAAAAGUCGAUCAUUUAGGAUAGGUUUAAAUGGAGGAAAUCCGGUGUUGCCAAAUUGCUCGAUCCGCCUCUGGAGAGGAAGUGAUUUAGCCAACGUAUUUUAAAAUUCAGUGAAAAAUAAAAUUCUCAUUUUAGCUGGCAAAGGUGUUAAAUAUAAUAUAUCUUUCAGGGAAAGCCGUGCUCGAAUGAGAUUUUUCCCUCUUUGGCAAGAAAUUCAGUUUUUUACUGGUUUUAAUGCACGUUUACUAAAUCAUCGACACUUACAAAGUCUGUUUAAUUGUAUGUUUUAAGGAACAUUUGUUGGAUAUUUUUUAGAGUAAAAUUUAUAAUACGUCAAAUUUGAGUACAAAAAACUUUGGAGGACCCAUAAAAAGGUGACGCCCAGUUUUUUGACCUCAAAAUGUUGAUAACAUGUUAAAAGACUCUGUUUUGCUAGAUUAAGUCGCACAUUCGUUCAGAGAAAUUUCAUUUGGUUAGUACCUAAGUUGCUUCAAUUCCUCAUGCCUUAAUUGCAUUUCAUUGCUUUUUAAUUUAUUUUGUUUAUUUUUACGUCUAAAUAAUUUUUUUUUACAAAUUGAUAAUCAGCGGAAUAAAUCAAAUUACGAUCAGUAUUACAGGAAAAAA
Molecule: messenger RNA, 2641 nt
Organism: Bemisia tabaci
Lineage: Eukaryota; Metazoa; Arthropoda; Insecta; Hemiptera; Aleyrodidae
Molecular function (GO): lipid binding
Source: RefSeq, a predicted model, not a curated record